AUGUCCCCGCAGCACUACCCCACCCCUAUCACUACUCUCGGCAUCAAAUCCGCUGCCUUCUUUACAUUCUCUGACCUCUGCGCUAUCGACCCUCCUAUCAACUUCAUCGCUGGUUUCCGCGCCCCGUCACCACCCAUCAAUGAGCUAGCCUUGACGUUGCUGCGCAAAGCGGGAUAUCACCCAAGCGAUGCUGCAAUAGUUGCUGGCGAUCCGGAACUAGUCACAUCUUUGGUCGAGCUCUGGCUUUCGACUUCCUCGACUGCUGUCGCUCUGGCGGCAUUCGAUACGCUCUGGGCGCUGCUAGAGAUUGACCAAACGAGUACGUUGGAGAACGGGGAACAUGCCGGGGAUGCUUCUGGCGGGCAGGGUCUUAUGUGGAGAAGAGUAUUCAAUGACAGGGAUGUUUAUGGACGCCUAUUCUCUUUUUGCAGCCUUGCCGAUAAUGGGCCCAGCGGCCUGUCGAGCCGCGAAAAGACUGUGGCUCAGGGCAGACUAAUGAGCUUCCUCGUGAAAGCAGGCCAGCACCGCUGGGACUUUGUCUCAAGCUCACACAUACCGGAGGUCGAGGCCAAAUAUAAAAGCAAGAGCCUGUUGCACUUUGCGGCUUGCGAGAUGGUUGACAAGAGUGAUGUUUUGAUGCACAUGACGCAGCUGAACUUCUUCCGCGAUCUACUAGAACUCGAAGCUCCCAACCUGACGUCUCGGACCGUCGUACAGUCAGCAUCUACGUUCUCUUCACCGGCUCUUGACUUUCUCAUUUCGCAUAAAAUUCACGAUACUUUACUCGAGUGUUAUGUGGACGAAUCGAAACUGGACCCGGCGGACCUGAGCUUCCUCUGUGGUCCGGUCAUGGCAUAUGUCGCUCAAUACGCCGAGCUCUACCCUAACCAUCUUUUGCAAAGCCCCCAGACCUUGUUGGCUCGCAUUCUUUCACGAAUCGAAGCUUCUCUCUUGAUUUCUUCCUCGCAGUGGGCACAUGGCCCUGUUCCAAGUGGUCAACUGAACGUCCUUUCGUCUCUCCCAAGGGUGCUACUGUUAGACGCUAGCAGACGAGGCGUAGAUCCCGUUUUCGCCUUGCCUACAAAUCCUCCAAACCAUGAGGUUUUCAAUGCACUAGGAAAGAUUUUUCACGGGCCUCCAAAACAUGCUGUAUCUGACUCCAUGGAUCUCAAUACGUCCGGACAGACCGCAACCGACUGGAACAAGGAAGCGGCGGCGGCCCGCGUCUUGUACCUUAUGUAUCAAAAUCACCGCCCGACAUUGUGGGAUGAUGUCGUCGCCGCAGCUGAUGUCCUAGCGAUGAAGGACAUUUCUAUUGCAGCUAUAUCGUUCAUGCAAGCUAUCGUCACCGCUAACUGGCAGCCAUUAUCAGCCGAGAUCACCUCAACCGCUCAAGGUAUAUCUCGGUACCCGCUUCCGUCAGAGGAGGAGCUUGGUCGCUUGUCUCCGGCAACGCAAGGUGUCCUUCCUCCGUCAGGUGCAUGGGUAGCCAUUUCUCCUCCAGCCCUAACCAGCCUACUGCCUUUUCUAUUCAAGCCACCCCGCUCGUACUCGGAGUUUGUGGCAGGUGGAGCAGCUGAUCCUCAAAGUGCUGUAUGGAAGGUUGCGACAGCGAGAUACGAGGUAUUGGUCGCCUUGUAUAGGUCUAUUCUAAGGAUAGAGGAGCGGGGCUCGGACCUUGAGGACAUUGUACGCACGUUGAAGAAGAGGGUAGAUGACGGACCUCUCGGUCCUGGGGCCCAGACCAUUACCCAAGUUGAGACAACAAUGUCGCGAUUCGGCGCAAAGAAGGGCAGAAAGCUGCCCGGCUCAGAAUUUACAUGGGAUGGCACGGACGCCAACGGAGAGGCAGACACAGCACCUACUCCCUUAUUUCCUAAAUACACAAUCCCUCGCCCCCGCCCGCUCAGCACCCGCGAACAAACCCAAGUCGACCUCUACCGUACCCUCCGCGAGCGCUUUCACGACGGCCCCUACUACUCGAUUCUCGGCGUCUCCGCCGGCGCAGCAGGGUACACCGGCAACUCCAAGACGAACUUCGACCCCUUCAACGGCAUGCAGAGCUACUCGGGCAAAUACCAGAAGAAGAAGCGGCUUGUGCCGAAGGUGCAGGGGCGGCCGUAUGUAAUGAAAUUCUUUCCCCGCGAACUCUGGACGACAAUCCAGCCGAAUUACAAGCCCGAUGGGUUCAUGGACGGGUACCUACCGCAGAGUCUACAGGCCAGUGCGAAGCGCGGGUUCGAAGAAGAGGAUGAGGAUGAGGAAGCUUCCAAGCGGCGGCGGGAGAAUGGGGAGGAUGGUGAAGAUGAGGGCGAGGGCGGGAAUAUACUUGAUGAGGACGAGGACGAGGCCGGGGAGGAGGAGCUUGUGGACGAUGACUUUGAGGAUGACGACGAUGAUAUGGGCGGGGAUUAUAAUGCCGAGCAGUACUUUGAUGGCGGGGAUGAUGAGUAUGGCGAUGAUGGGUUUGGGGAUGGGGGUGGUGGGGGUGGGGAUGAGGAUACUUACUGA
Molecule: messenger RNA, 2511 nt
Organism: Aspergillus mulundensis
Lineage: Eukaryota; Fungi; Ascomycota; Eurotiomycetes; Eurotiales; Aspergillaceae
Exons: 5
Coding region: 1-2511 (836 amino acids)
Biological process (GO): transcription by RNA polymerase III
Cellular component (GO): RNA polymerase III complex
Source: RefSeq, a predicted model, not a curated record